Molecule: messenger RNA, 1321 nt
Organism: Loxodonta africana (African savanna elephant)
Lineage: Eukaryota; Metazoa; Chordata; Mammalia; Proboscidea; Elephantidae
Gene: CIAPIN1
Product: cytokine induced apoptosis inhibitor 1
Exons: 10
Coding region: 222-1205 (327 amino acids)
Biological process (GO): iron-sulfur cluster assembly
Cellular component (GO): cytoplasm
Molecular function (GO): iron-sulfur cluster binding
Source: RefSeq, a predicted model, not a curated record
GCGAAGCGAGAAGCCGGCUGCUGCGGAGAAACCCGGAGCGAGCUGGGUUGCCAGAUACUUAAAAGAGCAUUGUCUCCCAUUUUAUCUGGAAGAUGCUGACUGAAAUUGGUGGGUCAGUGGUUAAGUGCCACGGCAGCUAACCAGAAGGCUGGCAUUUCAAAUUCACCUGCCGCUGCUUGGAAACCCUAUGGGGCAGUUCUGCUUUGGCCUCUAGGGUUGCAAUGAGUCGGAAUCAGCCCGACGGCAACAGGUCCGUCAGUGCUGCAGGAAUGGCAGACUUUGGGAUCUCAGCUGGCCAGCGUGUGGUGGUGGUCUGGGACAGGUCGUCCCCAGUGGAAGCUCUGAAAGAACUGGUGGAUAAGCUUCAAGCGUUGACUGGCAGUGAGGGGCACGUGUCAGUGGAAAACAUCAGCCAGCUGUUGCAGUCUGCCCACAAAGAAUCCAGCUUUGACUUUAUUUUGUCGGGUGUCGUUCCGGGAAGCACCACCCUGCACAGUGCUGAGAUUUUGGCUGAGAUGGCCCGGAUUCUUCGGCCUGGUGGAUGUCUUUUUCUGAAAGAGCCAGUAGAGACGGCUAUAGUUAACAAUAGCAAAGUAAAGACAGCAUCUAAACUGUGUUCGGCCCUGACUCUUUCUGGUCUUGUGGAAGUAAAAGAGCUGCAGCGAGAAUCCUUAAGCCCCGAGGAAAUGCAGUCUGUCCAAGAACACCUGGGUUACCAGAGUGAUGGCCUGCUGUCUGUCCAGAUCACAGGCAAAAAACCAAACUUUGAAGUGGGUUCUUCUAGUCAGCUUAAGCUUUCCAUUGCUAAGAAGUCUCCUUCAGUGAAGCCUGCUGUGGACCCUGCUGCUGCCAAGCUGUGGACACUCUCCGCCAACGAUAUGGAGGAUGACAGCAUGGAUCUCAUUGACUCAGAUGAGCUGCUCGAUCCAGAAGAUUUGAAGAGGCCAGACCCAGCUUCCCUGCGGGCUGCAUCAUGUGGAGAAGGGAAAAAGAGGAAGGCUUGUAAGAACUGCACAUGUGGCCUUGCAGAGGAACUGGAAAAAGAGAAGUCAAAGGAACAGAAGAUCUCCCAACCCAAGUCGGCUUGUGGAAACUGCUACCUAGGCGAUGCGUUCCGCUGCGCCAGCUGCCCCUACCUCGGGAUGCCGGCCUUCAAACCCGGGGAGCAGGUGCUUCUCAGCAACAGCAGCCUUCACGACGCCUAGGAAGGACCCAGCAUGAACGUAUCUGUUCUUCUGGCCAAUUCUGUCCCUCAAAUCCCACCACUGUGGCUCCUCCCACCUUCUCUGGGUUUGUUCACUCUCUAUUUGAAGCCCAGUUG